AAAGAGGUCUCGAUCAAGAAGUUAUGACCAAAAUAGAGAAAGUUGGUCAAGAUAUGAUUGAAGCAAUGAAGAUAGCUAUUCAAGAAGUUAUUAUCGAAGGAGUAGAGAUAGUCGAUCAAGAAGUCAUGAUCGAAGAGAUAGAGAUAGUCAACCAAGAAGUUAUGAUCGAAGAGAUAGAGAUAGUCGAUCAAGAAGUUAUGAGAGAAGAAGAUGAUCAAGUUAUGAUAGCAGAAGUAGAUGAUAGACAAGUUGGAAAAAAUAAAGAAAUUCAAAAGCUAUUUAAAGAAUUUCUUAACCAAAAAUUAAAUUCAGAUAAUAUAAGUUCAUAUAUAAAUGAGGAAGAUUUAUUAGGCCAAAAUCAUUCAAGACCUCAAGAACAAUCAAAAGGUUCAAGUUCUUCGAAUGUUAGGUUUAAAUAUUUAGAUCUUACUGAUCUUUCAGAUAACCUUCUAGCUGCUUUAAGACAUCAAGUUUUUUGGAUUAUUGAAAAAAUACUAUCUCAAAAUCAACUAAAAUUGGAACAAACCUUCCAUUCACAAAAAAAUCUC
Molecule: messenger RNA, 548 nt
Organism: Dentiscutata erythropus
Lineage: Eukaryota; Fungi; Glomeromycota; Glomeromycetes; Diversisporales; Gigasporaceae
Source: the annotation of a GenBank genome assembly